This is a messenger RNA of Paramecium primaurelia, 790 nucleotides long. The record is from the annotation of a GenBank genome assembly. Lineage: Eukaryota; Ciliophora; Oligohymenophorea; Peniculida; Parameciidae.
AUGAUCUUGUGCCUGAAGGUUUCAAAGCUGUUUUAUGAAAUUUUUAUUUAUAAUCUUUUUUAAAUAAUGUGCAUCCACAAUAUCCAAAUCACCAAAAAUAUCAACAAAGUUCAAAAUUCUAGUAGUUCAUAAAAGGUUUUAUAAUAAGAAAAAACUCCCUUCACCUUCUAUCGAAAAAAUCUUAUUGAACUUUUAUUUCAUUAAGAAAGCGAAAUUUAAAACUAAGUUUAAUUUGUUUAAGAAACUCAUUUAAAGAAAAAUAAAUUUUAAUGUUGUCAAUGGCAAUAAUCCCUAAUAAAAUACAAGAUUUUAGAGCCAAAAUUAUCAAAGGAAUUAGAUGAGAAAUAUGUAUUAACCUUAUGUGAUUCAAAUAGUCAGACUAAAAGAUUCAAUAAAGAUUAUAAUCUAAUUCCACUGAUGGAUCUUUUGUUUUUUAUGAAGUAAUCUUACCUAUUACAUACUAUAGGAAGAAUAAUUUGCUCAUAUCACACAAAAUUAAAGAUAAGUAUCUACAAAAGAAGUAAUUUUUUUUAAUUACAUUUCAAUUAAAGCAGAAAAAACUAUCAGAUUUACAAUUUAAUUUAUUAUGUCUAAGCUAUAAUAUUUCAUUUUAAUUAUAAAUAUUAACAAAUUGUUUUCCAAAUCUAAACCUGAACAACUAAAAGACAAUGGCCAUUUUAGUGUUUUCGAAUAAAGUAUUACUUUUUAAAUGUUUGAAUAAUUUAAGAAUAUCUCACAUAUAUAUAAAUAGUAUAGAUUUAGAUUUGCAUAAAAUUAUAUAAAAUUUUGA